GCUCCUGCUUAUGUCACUAACGCCAUGGGGACGCAGAACACAGUUCUCCUGGCGCGUUGCGAACACAGUCGCUAUUUAACUCUAGUCUAUUAUGAUGAUGAAUUCAACAAACUACGAUAUUUGUUCGCAACUUAAAAUAUCCUUUCGAACGGGGAGGAAAUAAAGUGCCAGAAGAGGUGAUAAAGUCAUAAAUGUACAGUGUGGACUAAAAUCUCAGCAAUGUCUCUUCUUUGUGUGCGAGUGAAAAAGGCCAAACUACAAGGACCUUCAGAUAAGUUUAAUGUGUAUGUCACACUGAAGGUCCAGAAUGUUAAAAGCACAACCAUCACGGUGCGAGGAGAUCAGCCAUGCUGGGAACAGGACUUCAUGUUUGAAAUUAAUCGUCUGGAUCUGGGUCUGGUUGUGGAGGUGUGGAAUAAAGGUCUCAUCUGGGACACCUUGAUAGGAACAGCAUGGAUCCCACUUAACACCAUCCACCAAUCAGAUGAGGAAGGGCCUGGAGAGUGGACCUUACUGGAUUCUGAGGUCCUGAUGAAGGAAGAUGAAAUAUACGGCACUAAAAACCCUACUCCUCACCAAGUGCUGCUAGACACACGCUUUGAGCUCCCUUUUGAUAUACCUGACGACGAGGCCCAGUACUGGACUAAGAAGCUGGAGCGCAUCAACUCUAUGAGGAUACAUGAUGAGUAUUCACUGCAAGAUGAAGCACAGAGAAGACAGUUGCCUCCAGUGUCUUCCCAGUGCUGCAAUUGGACAUAUUUUGGGUGGAAUGAUCAGCAGAAUUUCGAUGAUCACGACAGUGCUGUUGAUGACAGGGACAGUGAUUACCGAAGUGAAACAAAUAGCAGGCCUCCACGAUACCACACCACAGCUCAACCCAAUUCUUCAGUGCAUCAGUACCCUAUUGGUCGAAGGUCACAGCAUCAGGCAUUGCCAAAAGAGUCUAGGACUGACUCUAUCCAGAGCUAUGAUUUGGACUAUAGAGAAGGAAGGGAGCAGAGAUUUUCAAAUGGUGCAGACGCUGUCCGAAUGAUUCCAGUGGACUCUGGCAUGGGAGUUGAAGACUGGGAGACCAAAUACAAAGUUGAUAACAAUAUACUGGAUGAUUAUCUGGAACCAGAGCAGAAAAAGUGGGAUGAUGAUGAUGACACCAAAAGUGAAAUUUAUAGAAUCGUGACCAGCCCAGGUGACACCAAAGGCAGUCACGUCUCUCAGACAGAAAAAUGUGAUGCAAUGUCCCCUGAGGAAGCAGAUGACUAUGAUGAAUCUGGUAAUCCCAUUAGAAGAAAUAGCAGUGAGGUCCAUUUGGUCUGUAAGGAAGUAAGAGACUUUGAGGAGGAAAUUUCCCCUCCUGAAAUUUCCAUAAUUCCUUCAAUUAGCCACCUUCGCAGGGCAGAAAAUACAUCAUAUACAGAAGGACUGUUGUACAAAACUAGGAUGUGGGCCAAAACCUCAUUUGAAGAUACUCUUGAAAACUAUACAAUUUACUGUGAGGAGGAGGAAGCCAGAAUGAAAGCAAGAAGUGAAUAUGGGUCUGCAGGAUCAGAUGAAAUGCAGUUCUCUCUUGGGUCUGAAGAGGAGCUAGAUGAUAUGGCAUUUGUAGAAGAGGAUGCACAAUAUGAAUAUGACAGUUACUACAGUAAUGCAAGAUGUAUUUCCUCUUAUGAUGAAUGGUCCCAGGACUAUUAUGAACAAAAAAGUGUUAUGAGAAAUAUUUGCACAAGGAACCCGGAUGUAAUGUUGUCAUCUUUAGAGCAACCAAAUAAGGAGUAUCAUGACACGAUGGAUGAACUUCAGAACUUAGUUGACUCUGUAUCUGAAUAUUUGGCGGGUAGAGAGGAGGAAAUUAGUAAGUACGAAUCAAUGGAUAAAAUUGACACAAAAACAGAAACAGAAACAAUAAGUAAAGAAAAGAAACCCGAGUACAAACCAGCUGAGGUAAAAGAGGAAAAGGCUGUGGAGCAAGGAAUUGCAGGUGUUAAAAAUGCCAUGAGCUCAUUGUUUAGCUCAAUAACAAAUACCAAACCAGCAGCGGAAAAUAUAGAAUCAACAGAAUCUGCUGCAAAAACUCCAUCUCCAGUUCCUCCCCAGUCAGAGUCUGGUAUUUCCAAACUAUUUUCUUUCAUACCCAAACCGACUGGAAGUCCAACUCCUGUUGCUAUUGUACCACCUGCUAACCAGGAAGCUAAUGCAGACAAGAAGUUUUCUUUGCAAUCACUUUUGCCAUUUCAGUCUCCAGAGGUCAGUCGACCAGCUAGUGCUGCUUCUGAGGCUGAUGCUGUGAACAUUUCUGAUUCAACUGGCUCACAAACUCAGGACUCCACUCCAAGUCAGACUCAAACAGUAGUUGAUUCAGUACUAGGAAGAUUAAGCCCUUUCAGGCUUUUUGGAGACAAAACUAGUGCUGAAACUACUUCUCAAACAAACACAUCGCAGGAAAAGACAGAGUCUAAAGAAGGAUCAGUUGAUAAAUUCAAGAGUUUGUCUUUAGAAGGAUCAGGUGCACAUCCUGAGCACCAGCUCUCAUGUGGGGGUUCGGUAAGUGGAUCAGUAGAGCUCUUACCUGAAACAGAAUCAUCUGGUGAGUUGCCUGAUUCCCUGCCCAGAGGUGCUAUGUACAAGCUAGAAGAGACAAAAAUUGAAGCUAUUCCUGCUGGUCAAACACCCGCAGAAGAUACUGGAUUCUUCAGCCCAUUUAAGAAGUCACUGAAUUCACUUAUAUCAAACAAUACAACAGAUGACCAAAAAUCAAACGAUACCCCCUCAAUGUUUUCUAUUUUUAAGCCAACUGAGGCUUCAAAAGCUGAGGAUGUAUCUAGUUCUCUUGGAAAUAAAUUAAAGCUCCCUUUCUUUUCCUCUGAUGCGCCAGACAGUACUCAGGCACCUAAACAAGAGGGUGGUUUGCUGUCUGGAUUUCUAAAACUGACAACAGGUGAGGAUUCCAAUCCUCCUAAACCUGGUAUACCCCAAGCUGGUACUAAAACACCACUGUCUAGUCGUUCUGCCCUGCUUGAAAGUGUUUCCAAAGGAAACGCAGACACUGGAUGGUUCUCCAAUCUGUUUAAGGCAAGUCCAACUCAACAACCAAAGCCACAGACUGGAACACAAGCCUCAUCAAAGACAACGGCUACACAUAAUAUUCCCACUGUCAUUGUGAAUCCUGAAAAAACAGACCAUAUAGAAUCUUCUGCAGAUGUUGUUGCAGAAAAUGAUGGUGCAACAAAUCAUCAUAAUGAGUCUCUAUCUGCUGAAUAUCAAAGUGAAAUUAAAAGUGAUGCAUUGGGUUCAGACCAAGCUGAGAGAAAUGAAAACGCACCUAAAGAUGAAACAAUUAUGAAAGAAGAGGACCAGGUGAAACCAAUGUCACAAACUGAUACACAGACACAACCCCAGCCUCAGGGCUUGCUAUCUAGUCUUAUAUCUGGAAUCAACAAACCCCAAGAAAGUUCUGUUCAAUCUCAACAAGGCGGAUUACUCUCAGGGCUACUUUCUACUGUUACUGGCACCCAAAACACGAACCAGAUUCAGCCAGGAACAGCACCUCCACAGUCAGGAGGAUUGUUGUCUGGAAUACUGAAAAUUGCUGCCCCUGAAAGCUUUAACACAAACAACCAAUCAGCAUCCCCACAACAUCAACAACCCUCAAGCGAAGGCAAUGCCCUUCAGGAAACACCUGGAGCUCAAGGCCAGAGCCAACCUGCAGCUCAAAGCCACAGCCAACCACAGAGUACUGGACUUUUUUCUGGGUUGUUAAAAUUGGCCAGUGACACAGUUUCAAACUCGCAAACAACAUCUGCCCAAUCAGCACCAGUUCCUGAAAAGCAGAAUGUCCCAAAACAAGUAAGUUUGGAAAGUGUAUCUAAUGAGCCAUCACAAGGUGCUUCACCUCAACCUCAGUCAGGAAGUUUCUUAUCUGGGCUUUUAAAAUUAAAGACUCCUGAGACCAUUUCAGCACCUGAAGUUGUCUCCCAGCCUCCACAGCCGCAAAUAUCACAACAAAGCAGUAGUCAACAACAACCAGAAAUAAAGUGUCAACCACAAUCUCAAUCACAGCCAGCUGAACCACCACCAAGUCAAACAGGUGGACUUUUUGGGGGACUUCUGAAACUUACAGAGAGUGCUCUUACAGGGUCACAACAAUCAGGUGGUCCAAGCAGACAGCCUAAUCAACAGCAACCCAGCAAACCAAAUGCACAGACACCACAAACAUCUGCUACAGCAAGUGGAAUGUUUUCAGGAUUUUUGAAUAAGCUAACAGCUCCAGAGAGUGCUUCUCAACAGCCACAUCCUGGAAAUAGUAGCCUGACAUCACAUCAGAGCCCUAAUCCCCCUGACCAACCACCAUCUUCUCAAACAGGUGGCUUUCUUUCUGGGCUGUUUGGUAUUAGUGCUUCAGACAACAAUAAUGCCAAAGAGCAAGUUCCCCAGAAUAUGUCACAACAGGAAACCUCUGGUUCUGGUCAAACUAACGCACAGCAAAGUAACAUGCAAAACUUGCAAGGACAAAACCAAGUUCCUUCUCAGCAAAUACCUCAAAGUGGAUCAGGUGGGAUAUUCUCUGGGUUGCUAAAUAAGAUUGCAGACACAGCAACCCCACAACCCCAGUCACAAACCACACAGCAGACUAGUAAGUCUGGUCCAAAUGAAAUUGUCCAUCAGCAGUCCUCUAGCCAAUCAGGUGGGUUCUUUUCUGGGCUUUUUUCAACUAAUCAGACACCAGCACCAUCACAACAAGGAUCCCCUGCAUCAACAACACAGUCAAAACAAGGACCACCUGGAUCAAGUCAACAGCAGCAGGGAAUCAGGCAGCCUUUACAAAGACAAAAUCAGAUUCCAUCUCAUACCCCAACUCCAGAGCCACCACAAGGGGGUUUGCUCUCAGGCUUUUUCAACAAACUUGCCUCAGUAGAUACUCCUGCUCAGUCAACAAAGCCUGCCCCUGGAGGUCAGCAUAACCAACAAACAAGUAGGCCAGAUGCCUCAGGACAGAGUCACACAUCUUCCCAGCAGUCAGCCGCUUCAAGCCAAUCAGGUGGACUUCUUUCUGGUCUUUUGAAGAUGGGGUCAGAAGCUGCAAAUCCAAAACCAGCUUUUGGGGGACAGCAGUCAAAUCCUGCCUCAGGAAGACAGACUCAAAGUCCACAAUGUCAAGGUCAAACUACAAUACAAGGAGCAAAACCAGAGCAAAAUCAAUCUGGUGGUCUGUUUUCUAGCAUUUUCAAAAUGGCUACCUCAGAUGAAUCUUUGCAGCAACAUGCCCAGUCAAGCAAUCAACAAGCAAAUGCAUCUGUUCAAAGUAUCACCAGUCAGCAAAAUGAAUCUAGUGGCAUUUUAUCUGGAUUUUUAAGCAAACUUACUUCAACAGCUGAAGAAUCGCCAGCAACAACUGAAGCUUCUCCUGGUCAGAAACCCAAGCAACAGCAACAGGAACGUACUGGAAUUAAACCUAGUCAGGUUCGCCCACAGAUUCAGAGGGCCAAACCAGUUGAGUCCUCUGAAGAUGGAAGUGAAAAAGAUCAAAAGGUUUCAGCACAAAAAGGUUUGUUGUCUGGAUUAUUUAGCAAGAUCUCAGAAGAAGAGUCUUCACCUAAAUCUCCUCCAAUCAAAGAAGAAACAAAAAGUAGUGUUAACAGUGCUACAAGUAUACUUUCUGGAAUUUUUAAAUCUGGAACCAAUGAAUCUGACACUACAGCAAAAAGUAAGGAUCCACAGAAGGCCUUCCUUGAUGAAAUGAAAUCUAAGCAGAGUACAGAAGACACCACUCCUAAAGUAUCAUGCAGCACCGGGAGUUUAGAGUCAAACAAAAUUGCAAGUGAAGUGGUUCAACAACCUGCUAACUUGCAUCCUGCAGUGCAGUCUACGCAACAGUACAUAGAUGAGAUCCAAAGACUCUUGUAUGGGACUGCUAAUAAUUAUGGCUACCAAGAUUUAUUGCACGUAUUUGCUGAACAUGGUGUGAUCCCACCAGAACUGUAUGAACAUCAAUGUCUCAUCGAAGCACUUCUUUGGCAGCAGCUGAAUGAAUAUGUUCUAUUGGAGACCCUAGCAACACAAGUUCCAGACUAUUCUUUUCCAAAUCAGGUUGGACCAUUACCUUUUGAACCAGUUGUGGAGAGACCUGAAUGGUGGAACUUAAAAAAUAUGGAUCCUAGUCAGUUCCAUAUCCCAUCUCAUCCCUGGCAGGAUGUUCCCAGUUUACCAUUUCAAAGUAGUCUUCCACUAGCAAAUGGAGAGGAUGUGUUUGUGUUUGACAUGAGUAACAAGAAACCCUUGGGAGGCUCUGGCAAUUUGCAUGACUGCAGUGAUAAAAAACAUUGGAUGGAGAAAGAAGCUGCUAAAAACCCACCAGCAGAUGCAUAUUCAUGCCCAACAAACAUUUUUCCCAAACCACCCUAUAAUUUGAAAUUUGACUCCAGAUUCUUCAAGCGACUAACUGAGAAAAAGGGGCCAUUAGAUUUGACUCCAGGUGCUGUCAACCUCAGUAGCACAGUAGCUGCCAAUGGAGAUAUAGACGAUGAUAUGAUUUUUGAAGAUUCUGAGUGGUACCAACAGUGGCUGUGCUUGUUGGAGCAGGGAAUGUGGUGGCCGGCUGAGGCAGGAGAUUGUGGAUAUUAUGUUUACAUGGAUGAGGAAUAUAUUUACUCUCUUUUGACUGAUAGGGCUGGUAAGCAUCUUUAUGCAUGUGCAACCCCAGAGGAGAGCCGCAUCUUGGAACAAAUCACUGAAAAUAUAUCUAGUAUUCUUCAUAAAAAGGAUAAACCAAAGAUGACACUUUGUGGUUUUAAAAUACCUCUAUUCAAUGAAUAUGAAAUGCCUGGAAUACCUGGGAACAAUCAGUGUGACUCUCAGCUCAGAAAUGCUCCUGUUGAUUUGUCUUCAGCUCUUCAGAAAGGUGACAGGAUUAUGAACAUGAACCUUGAGCGGUUCUCCCAAAUGUUUCAUGAGUCUGUAAAUGCACAUGCAGAGCAAGUUGUUGAUUAUAGUGUGUAUAAACUCCAAAAAGUAAAAAUGGGUUCUCAAGAGCCAGGUAUAAUUUCUACAGUAGAGCAGCUAGAAGCAGCUGAUCUCUCAAAGAAGGCAAAUGAUCUAUGUCAUGGUGGACCAUACUGGAGAAAUCAGAGUAUUAAAGAUCUUUUUCCUCAAGUGUCAGUGCCAAAAUCCUUUCCUCAACGGACUUCUACUUCCUCAAUGGGCCAUAGACAGCAUCCCUCAACUACAAAAUCUUCAAUUCCUGAAAUUGUGAUUGGCCAAGUAGAUGAUACGCAUGUUGAGCAGAAAGCUCAGAUGAAACAAACUUUCAAUCCCAUAUUUUCCACCAUUGGAAACUUUGUUGAAAAGACAUCUACUGCACCACAGGUAGCUAAAAACAUACCUGUAGCACCAACAGGGUCUACAAUUACUCCACAAAGUCAGGCAUCAUCUAGAAAACUUCCUGAUAUAGUGAAGGGAAAUGGGACUCCACCUACAUCAGCUAGGACACUUCCUGUAACACCAACAAGUUCAACAAAACAGAAUGGGCUUACACAGCCUAUUGCAAGCACAACACCUGGAAUAUUGCCUGCUCAACCAGCCUCAGUUUCGACCACACAACUCACAGCAAGUAUUAGUUCUAAGCAUUCUGCAUCAUCUCAGAAACACAAACUGGCAAGGCAGCAAUCACAGUCAACACAGUCAAAACCAUCUGAGGAAUCUUCUCAUUUUGAAAGCUCCAAGACUGCAGCACUUCCCAUAAAGCCAAAAUCUUGCACAGUGAUGUCAAAUCAAAAAAUGUCAUUGCCACCACCACAAAAUUUACUCUUUAACAAGCCUCAAGUGGCAAUCGACUCUCUUUUUUGCACUAAGCCUAUGGAUUUCUCUGGAACCUUGAGCAAAAAAGACAAAUGUAAUGAUGAGAAAUCUCAGGUAGAUGCUAAUACUGAAAAUUCUAUUCAGGACGUGAUUGACUUUACCACAACAAAGCUAAAGGAUAAAAAACAGAAUGAGGAAAUAUCUGAGAUGAGUAAGACAGCAGCUGUUGACCUUACUGUUGAGUUAACUGAUGAAGUGAAAGAAAUUAAUAUCACAUUUCCAGCUCUGGAAGUCCAAAAUAUCUGUGUGACAAUGUCUGAUGUACCAAUGGGAACUGUAUCUGCUCCACCUUCGCCACGAAGCCAACCUCGAUACUUUCCUCCAGACUGUGGAGUGUCCAGACAAAACGACAGGUGCAGUAACGAAGCACCCAAAUCAUCAAAGCAAAAACCCCAGAUUUCUGGACAAGCCUCGGCUCAGCUGGUCAAAGCAGGUGGCUCUCAAGUAAGCUCUGCCAAAGUUCUGGCAGAUUCCCCUCCAAAGUCAGCAAUCAAGUCAGUCUCAACACCAGCUCAGCUUGAUCGGCUAGAAGGAGGUCCUUUAAUAAGAAGUGCCAAACCCAGCCAUGUGCCAACAUCCAUACCUCAAGCACCAUUGCCACAUAUACGUCCUGAAAUAAAGACAUCACCAGUGUUAAGCCCAGCAUUGAAGGUGCCUGUUAAAAAUAAACAAAUUGGCCUUAUAAGGCAGACUUCACUUGCUACAGAGUUUUUGGGAAAGAAUCACAUGACUGGACAAUUGCAUAAUGGGAACACUUCUCCAGCAAAUUCAGUCAAAUCAACACUGGAUAUGACUUCAAAGACAGCUGGUAAGCAUGCAGAGAUGAAAAUCACUGACACCUCUGUAAAUGAAGCAGUACCACUUCUAAGAAGCAGACGGGCUUCAAUCACAGAAUUGAAUACAAACUCAGUGGGUUUGCCUUUGCUUGUAGAGGCAUCAGCACAUGAGACAAAUAUCUUACAAAGGUAUCAGUCAUUACCCCAGCUUAUAUCUAGUAAAUCCAACUUUUUCCAUGAAGAACCUGCUUUAAACAUCCAAAACAGUAUUUACAGCAGAACUGCAAAUUUGCCAAUGCAACACACUUAUCAAACAUCUACUGCUCCAGCGAAUACAAUCAAAGCUACAUUAGAUAUGUCUGCAAAAUCAACUGCUCCAUUGGCUGUAGUUUCUGAAGCAAUGCAAAAGGAAGCGCUGCCACUUGUGAGAGCAAGAUCAUCAUCAAUCUCAGAUGGCAAUGAAGAGCUUGUUGGUUUGCCUUUGCUUGUUGAGCCAUCAAUAACAAAAGAAAAUCUUCUCUCACAAAGGCGUAAAUCAUUGCCACAGAUAAUAUAUGGUGAACCCAAAUAUUCUCAGGAAGGCUCUGCUGUACACAGACAAACAUCCCAUUAUAAUAGAACUGCAAGUUUGCCAGUGCACCCUUCAAAUUAUCAUGAAUCAUCAACUGCUCCAGCAAAUGCAGUUAAAGCUACAAUAGACAUGUCUGCGAAAUCAACUACUUGUGCAGCCGUAGUAACUGAGGCAGUUCAAAAGGAAGCACUGCCACUUAUGAGGACAAGAUCAACAUCAAUCUCAGAUUGCAAUGAGGAGAUUGUUGGUAUAUCUCUGAUUAUGGAGCCUCCAACACAACAGCAGAAAUCAUUUCCCCAAAGAUUUGAAUCAAAAUCAAAUUUUACACAACGUGAUGGUUUACAACAGAAGAUGGAUUUGCAAACAUCCAAGUUAGUUCCAGUCUUAAAUCAACAAGCACAUAGUUUUCAGGGAGCCUCUGCUCCAGCCAGUGCUGUUAAAACUGUAUUAGAUAUGUCUCCUAAGCCAACUGAAAAAAUCCAAGAGGUAAAGCUGGAAUUAUCUCCAAUGCCACUGAUGAAACGAAAAACAUCACCUUGUGUUUCUGACACAGAGACAUCCCAUGGAUUGCCGUUAAUUGUUAUACCUUCUGAUUCUAAAGAAAAUUAUAUAUUGGAGUCCAUAUCUCCAUCACAGGUUCAGGAAAGAUCAGAAAGAACACAUAAGGAAAAGAAUAGCAGUACUUCACCCCAACAGUCCCCUAAAGUCAUCUCUACUACUGAGUGUUCCUUUCAUAGUGAAGUAGCAAUAUUUCAAAUGAAACAUCAAGCAUCUUUUUCAGGAACUUCCAACAGAAUACACACAGCACCUGCUAAUACAAUCAAAAACAUAGUUGACAUGUCUCCAAAACUCCUUUCGAAGUCAUCAGAAAUUUCUGAAGAGGUUAGGAUGGAAGAUGGUGUGAUGUCACUUUUAAAAACAAGACAAGCCACUGAUGCUGAAUGUUUUAAAGGACUACCAGGUGUACCAUUAAUUGUAGAUCCUCCUUUGCUUCCUAAACCAGUUCGAAUUCAAAACAAAUUAUGUGAGGAUGUUUCACCUUUCUCUUUGAAAUCAACUAUGGCUCAUGCAGCAAAAGUACCUUCUGCACCAGCUAACACUGUUAAAUCCACUGUUGAUUUGUCAGUUGUCCGAUCAACUUGUAAAAUGUAUGAGGAAUCAACAGAAGAAAUGCUUUCAAGUGGAGUAAUGCCUCUUGUCAAAGAUAAAGCAGUCAUCAACAAGUGUUCAAGAAAAGAUUCAACAGGAAUGCCAUUAAUAGUUGAAUCUUUUUCACCAUCUCAACAGAUCCUUCAAAAACAGUCACAUGGUACUUCUUUAGUAGUAAAAGGCAACGCAAACCAAAAACAAUCAAUGAAUGGACGUCAUACUAUAGAGCCUUUGUUGCGCCAGCAGAUCCCCACCUAUCACCGAAAUGGAAUCCUUUCAGUUACAAAGACACAAAAUGUAGAAUCUCAGCCAUUCAACAAACCAUUGGACUUUUCUGUUAAUGUUCAACUUACAAAACACUAUAGUCCUUCUGUUCUUGAGAAUGGUCACCUGGUGGAUUAUACUAGAAGUGUAGAGGAGAAAUCAGUGAUUGGGAACAGAUAUCCAGACAAUGGUAGUUCUGCUUGUAAAAAAUCAUAUGCUGGAGCUGUCGACUUGACUUCUGACAUAAAGAUCGACAUCAAAAGAAACAAAAGGGAUGAUGACAUCAGAGAUCUUUCAUCUCCUAGAACUAGUGGCAUAUCCACCCAGAACACAUCAUCAUGUAUAGCACCUAUAAAAGCUGUUCAAAUUUCAGCUACAACAAAAAAGACAGAUUCUCCUCGGCUGUCAGGAACUCAGGGAAUGUUGGUAACCCAGUCAAAGAGCUUAGCUGAAUCACAAGCAUCAAACCUAUCUUUUCAAUCCAGUUUGCCUACUCAAACGGAAGAGACAUCAGUUCACUUGAUAAGAUCACUGCAAAUGACUGAUUUGCAGUUCCCCAAACCUUCUUUACAACCAAAUGAAGCUCAAAUCAAACCUAUUGAACCAGUCAACAGACAAUUACUUGACAAGGAGCCUCCAGUUGCAUGCAACACCUAUGUUGAUCCACAUGGCUGUCAUGUCCCUACACAAAUCGGUGAUUCAUCUAAAGUGGUGGUCUUCAGUGGCCAGCCUACAAAAUCUGUGACUCACAUAGUUUCCGCAGAGAACACAACUAAGCAAAGACUAGAUGAAAGGUCAAUCACCAGCAGAGACCCAGUACCCUUGGCAUUAACUAAGAAUGAAGGUGGCCAACUUAUUAAUCAAGCUGAGUCAUUCAUUACUACAACUACUUCUGUCUCAAGAUCCAAAGGUCUUAUCAAACAAUCAACAGUGGAAAGCUUUGGAGAAGAAUUCAUUCCUCAGAGUGGUACAGCUACGUUCAUCAGUAAGCCCUUAGUAUUAGACGACACACAUAUUCAAACUUCAGUUGUUCCAGUUAUAUCAGUACAAGAUGUAUCCACACCUGAUAAAGGUCUGUCAACUGACUUUGUGUCUACUUCUGUAAGUCUGCCAGUAACAACUUCUCCCGUUGUAUUAGAAUCAGUCAUUGUUGUGCCAUCAAGUGUUACAAACUCUCGAGAUUCCAUGGCAUGUCCACAACUACGUUUAACAAGUUCAUCUGUCAAGCAAAGUGUAAUUGAUAUUCAUCAACAAUCUCCAGAUCAAGCCUCACAUUCAGUCUCAGGCAAAAAUGUGUCAGUCAAAGGAUUAAUAUCAUUAUUUGAUGGAGCAGGCUCAAAGCCAACAACAGCUAAUGUUUCACAAAAAAGUGAUAUAAUCUUACAGCCAGUUAUCAAACCCUCACUUCAACAUUGUUCUGAAUCCAAACAAGAAAUGACCAUGUCUACAAAAAAGACAGUGACGACAACUGCUGAUACAUCAGUGUUCAGUGGAACCAUUUUAACUACUGAUCAAGCAAAUACUGCCCCACCCUCCUUAAUAACGUCACCCACUGAGCCUCUUUCAAGUUCUGUAUUUACAACACUGCCAUCUGUCGAACUUGAAGAAGCUUCACCAGUUAUACAAACUCAAGUUUUUCUGACUGACCAGUCUUUAACAAGGAGUUCACUAGUUCAACACAGCAGUGCAUCUGUUUCUCAGAUCAUUAAAACAUCUUCUCAGAGUUCUGCUUCAACAUGUACUGUCACAAUUUCACAGCCAUUGACUACUUUUGUUAUGCCAGCAGAGCCAAAAUCUCAAGAAAACCUUUCUGAAAGGAUCUCUAUAUCAGAAAGUUUAACCACACGUGAUGUAUCAUUUCAGAUUACCACCAGUCCUGCUACAUCUUCAUGUGGGUCUGCAAUUACUCACUCAACCCCUCAAACACAGGUAAAAGAGAUUCCAUUAACAGAAAUGUCUGGCAAUCAGACUGAUUUAAACUUAACAGAAAAACUGUUAACCCAAAACAAUUCAGCUACAGUCAGUGGAAGUGAUGCCCUGGGUUCAUCAAUUCAGGCUUCUUUACAAGACCCUAUACCUCAGAAAACAACGGUUUGUCAGUCUGAUUCUGCAGUCGAUUCUGUGGUGGACACUAUUGGUCAAUUAGAUGUUUCUUCACAGCAGGUUGUUUUGUCUGAGAUGAUGUCCAUUGAAGAGGUACCAUUAUUCACUCCAGUUUCACCUACUGAACUUGAGGGACGAUCACUAGUUAUUUCUGGUUUAAUCCCAAGGAAGAUGCUUAUCCCUCAGAUCAUGAUUUCAGAAGCUAGCAGUCCUGAAGACUGUCCUAGUGACGAAGAUAUCAUGACAGAGGAACCCAAUCCAACCGAGAAAGAUGAAACUACUUCGUCUCUCAUUAAUAUGUCUCCUUUGGAAAGCUCUGAUGUUUCUCAAGAUGAUUUAGCUACAACAGUUUUGACAUCUCAAGAAACGAAAGACAGUAAUAUAAUGACAUAUCCAGACGCUCUAGUAGAAGUUUCUGAGAUUAAACAUGAUGAUUACAUUGAGGAUGAAGUCAUCAAUUUAGAUGUAAUUUCAUCACAAUUAAUGCCAAGCCCUGCUGAACAAAAUUGCAGUAACUCUCCUGAGUCCAGCGGUUCUGCAAAAACAGAUCCUGAAGAUGACAAAAAUAAUGACCUAGUGUCCAGUGGCUUCAAACAAGAGUCCAAGCUAGAAGAUGGUGCUAACAUCUCAUCAAAGUGUGAAGAAGAAAUAAAAGACUCUGAAGCAUCCCCUAAAAUAUUGUCUGAACAACUGAGUAUCAAUUCUGGACCAGUGUCCUCAGAAAAUGAACAGGAACAAUCAGAAGAUACUUUAAAAACCACAAUGCUAAAAUCUGAACCAAAUGCAAAGGAGGUGGAAAUGCAGAGUGCAGGGUCACAUGAAGAGGCAGAAAUAACCAGUACUGAACCUGUUACUUCUUCCAAUCUCAAAGACACAGCUGUUGGAGAGGAAUCUGGAAAAGGGUUAUUCUCACUUUUUGGCAGUUCAUCUUUGGGUCAGUCUCAGCAUCAAAGUGGACAGUCAAUACUGGGAGGUAUACUCCCUGGGUCCUCAUCCUCCAAAGAAAUGUCAGGUACAGGAUUAUUCUCAAUGUUCGGAAGCGCCAGUCCUCAGACCACCCCUGCAUCAUCUGUACCCAAAGAACCACCUGGAAAGGGCUUAUUUUCUAUAUUUGGUGGAUCUGUUGCACAACCACAACAUGACCAGGAAGUUCCACCAGUGUCUGGUCCAAAAGAAAUACUUGUUGAACCAAGACUACCACACAUGCCUACUCCAAGUGUGGCCCAAGAAAUGGGACCAAGAGGACCACCAGGACCUAGACCAAGAGGACCACCAGGACCUGGACCAAGAGGACCACCCGGACUUGGACCAAGAGGACCACCAGGACCUAGACCAAGAGGACCACCGGGACAUGUUCCAAGGGCUAUAACUGAACCUGGACCAAGGGCUCCAACUCCAAAGGGACUAUUUUCUGUGUUUGGUGGGUCUUCUCAGCAAACAGCACAGACAGGUGGAUCAGGACCCUCAAUACUUGGAGGGAUUUUGCCUGGUUCUGGAGCCAAAGAUAGUAAUGGGCCUGGAUUUUUUUCCAUGUUUGGUGGUGGUUCUCAAUCGCAAACACCAACUGAUGUUGCUACAACCAAAUCCAACAACAAGGAUACAACAGCAAAAGGACUGUUUUCUAUGUUUGGUGGGCCAAGUCCCAGUGGAGGCUCUGACCCAGAAAAUAUUUUUAAAGUUCCAUCUGUGUUCUCGUCUGAUAAACCAAAAUCUACUGGAGUCAAUCUUGUGUCUGUCACAGAUGAUAAAAAGUCCAACUCAAAACAUGCAGAUUCAGCCACUAUACGUGAAGAUUCCCAAAUAACACCUACACCAUUAUCUGAUGCAAUUAAAGAUGAACACGACUCUGUUGAUGCUAAAGAAGUUCCAGUAGAAAUUACCUUUGAACCUCCUGAUAAGAUAGACAAGAAACCGGGUGAUGAAAUGAAUGAAAACCUUAUGAAUAUUGAAAGGAGGACUGAUGAAAUUGGCUUGACCAUAAAUGAUGAUGCAAAAGCUAAAAUUAUGACGUCAAUAAAUGAGACUGAAGAUGUUGUACCACUGACAGUUGAACAAUCAAAACAUGAAGACACCUCAGUGAAUAACAAAACACAUGAGCAACAAACCAUCAAUGAUCUACAUAAAAAUGAAGAGCUUGACAAAGGAAAAGAAAAAGAAACUAUAGUCAGUAGUUCACAGAAAAUUAAUUCUGUGACAUCAGUAAAUGAGACUAAUGAGGUUAUUCCUCUGACAGAGGAACAACCUAAAAUUGAAGAAACUUCAGUGGUUGACAAAAUAAACAAGGAAACAGCCGUUACAGAGCAACUUAACAACAAUUAUCUGGACAUGCCAACAGAGAAUAAAACUGUAACCAGUAAUUUAGAGAAAACUGAUUGCAUGACAUAUGAGACAACGAAUGAGACUGAAGAGUUUGUUUCCCUGACAGAGGGGCAAUUUAAAAAUGAAGAAACUUCUGUAGUUGACAAAACACUUGAGGGACAAACCAUUAAUAAUCAACUUAAAUAUGAGGAGCUGGACAUGGUAAUUGAUCAAGAAACUGCUGCCACUUGCUUAGAGAAAACAGAUUUUGAAGAGAAUUCAUCAAAGCAAGAGAGCAUUUUGCAGCCGGUUGAAUGUGAGAAAACAUCUGAGGUGUCAUUAGAAACAGGUAAAGCUGUUGAAAAUGAGAUAUCAUCAGAAUCAAAAGAAAAUAAAAUGCAAAAUGAAGCUGGUAUCCCAGUAGAGAGAGAUAUGGAAACAGAAGUGUGUGUAAAACUUGAAAAAUCUCAAGAGAGUAAUAAGCCUCUGGAUUUUGAGAAUCACGUAGACAAUGAGAAAGCUCUCACUGUAGAUACAGAGAAAUGUGAUGAUGUUCAGAAAACAGAUACAACUUCUGUUGAAUCUGAAAAAGACAAUGUCUUGAAAAAUUCUAACAGUCAACAAGCUGAGGACAGAGAAAAAAUAGAUGACAGCACAAAGUCAGAAGAAAGUGACAAACCAUCAGCACAACUAUCUUUAGAUCCACAAUCAAAUUCUUCUGUUCAGCAGCAGGAACACCCCAAACAAGAAAUUACUGUACCUCAGCCAGGGAUGCAGGGUUUUUCUGCUCAGCCAAGAACAAGAAUGGCAGGACCUUUUUGUCAGCCAAGACCUCCAAUGCCUGGACCAAGAGGACCAAGACCUGUGUUUCCUGGUCAACCGAGACCAAGAAUGCCUGGCCCUCAAAGACCCCCAGAGCCUGCUGCAUUUUCUGGAUUUAUGUCAAUGUUUUCUGGUCCAAGUGCUCCUAGCAAGCCAGCAGCUUCUAGUUUUUUCUCAGUACCACAGACAUCUUUCUUCAAGACAUCACCUGCCUCUGCUGCAGCACAACCACAACAACAGAAGAGUUCAUUUUUUAAUCUUCCAACCAGUCUUCAAACAGACUCCCUUACAGGUGAACUUUUUGGAUUGUUUAAAGGUACAGAAGCAACAAAAUCAGAUGAAACCAUGCAACCAGAGAAGCCUGAAACUAAAGAACAUGAUGGAACCCAAGACUCUAAAGAUCAAGCUAGCCUCAGUAUUGAUAAUAAGCCGAAUGCAAUAUUGGAAUCUGAAUUGCCUGCUGAUACUAAAUUAGGAACUGAAGCAGAAUUAAAAGAACUUGAUACGGAGUCAUUCAAAGCUAUUGAAGAGGUCAAAUCUCAACACGAAGCUAUAGAUGAAUGCAAGGAUAUCAAUACAAUGUCUGAAACUAUUCAAAAACAGACAUCUGAAUCAGGUCUGCUAUCAAAGAUAGAGCUAGGGGACAUUGCAACUCCACCUUCUACACCCAAAUUACUAGAUGAAGACAAACUACCAACCUCACCACCUUCUUCUAAGGGUAUCUUUGCUUUACCUGGCUUGUCUACAUCCUCACUAGGUGGUUUAAUGUCUGGCGCAGCAGAGACAGCUAGACCAUUCAGCUCUUUGUUUGGCUCUUCUUCUCCUGCCACUUCAGUUAGUACCAAUCCUUCACAGCCACAAGCAGAGAGCAGUGGUCUGCUUUCUGGUUUCAAAGGUUUUUCUGCUGGUCUCUUCCAAGAGGAAAAAUCAGCUCCUGCAAAGGAAGAAACCACCAUGUCAUCAAUGUUUGGGAGGAAAAUAGGCUUCCCAUGGCAAAAUUCACCUCCCCACACCCCACCUGCUACUCAGUCCAAACCCCCAGACUUGAGACCUGAAGAAACAAAUGAACCUGACGCUGAUAAAUUGUCACCAGAAUCAGAGGUCACAGGAAGUGCAGAUCCCAGUGAUACAGAAGGUCCAAGUGACAACUCUUUACAUGAACAGCCAAGCUUUGACACAAGUCCAGACAGUCUAGAAGCAUGUAAACAAGAAGAUCCCUGUAUGGAAGCUGAACAUUUGGACAAAUCUGUAAUUUACCAAGGUUGCAUAGAUAAGGACAAGGACACACCUAACACAGAUUCCAGUGCAGAAAAGCCAUCGGAGAGACUUCAACAGAAAACCUUUGAUAAAAGCCCGGUGGACAGUUCUCGAUUUGGGUCUUCUGGUAACCUUAGCCAAGCCAGUUCCCAGUUCAGCUCUGAACUGGAGGAACACAGCUUUUCAGAUACUCAAAUCAGGUCUGCUAUUGUUGCUCAACCUCUUCCAGUCUCGGAUGAUACAGAAAAAGGGGAAAGAGAGAUACUAUCAAAUGUACAGAAAGAAGUAAAUGUGGAAAGGACACCCAAACCUGUUGCUAUUCAAGGGAGAAAGCCAGAGAGGCAACACAGUUUCUGUGAGGAUGGUCCUCCUCCUUUCUCUCCUACCCGUCUGCGCUGGUUGAAGGCCAUUAAUAAAGUCAAAGUGAAGCUGCAUGAGAAUAACAAUGGAGACCAUAACAAACAUCCGUGGGCCAAAUCUGGGGGCACUGGAAUAUUUGGCAUUGAUAGCAUGCCUGACCUUAGGAAGAAGAAACCUAUCCCCUUGGUUAGCGAAGUGGCCAUGUCUCUGGUGCAGUCCAGGAAAGCUGGGAUCUCACAUGCAUUAGCUGCACGCUCUUCCCUGAAGGAUGAAGAACUGAAAAAUCAUGUGUACAAGAAGACCCUCCAGGCUCUCAUUUACCCUAUUUCAUGCACGACGCCCCAUAACUUUGAAGUGUGGACGGCCACAACGCCCACCUACUGCUAUGAGUGUGAGGGUCUGUUGUGGGGUAUUGCGCGGCAGGGCAUGCGCUGCUCAGAGUGUGGAGUCAAAUGCCACGAAAAAUGCCAAGAGCUUCUCAACGCAGACUGUUUGCAGAGAGCUGCAGAGAAGAGCUCCAAAACAGGAGCAGAGGACAGAACCCUGCAUAUUAUAUCCGCUAUGAAGGACCGCAUGAAGAUCCGAGAAAGGAAUAGGCCUGAAAUCUUUGAGGUCAUAAGAGUUGUGUUCAAUGUGACUAAACUCAACCACGCUCAGCAGAUGAAGGCCAUCAAACAGACUGUGCUUGAUGGAACAUCAAAGUGGUCUGCCAAAAUCUCCAUCACAGUGGUGAGCGCUCAGGGCCUGCAGGCUAAAGACAGAACUGGUUCCAGUGAUCCGUAUGUGACGGUUCAAGUUGGCAAGACUAAGAAGAGAACCAAAACUAUUUAUGGUAACCUCAACCCCGUGUGGGAGGAGACGUUCAACUUUGAGUGCCAUAAUUCAUCUGACCGCAUUAAACUACGUGUGUGGGAUGAAGACGAUGAUAUAAAGUCUCGGGUGAAGCAGCGUCUAAAGAGGGAAUCUGAUGACUUUUUGGGUCAGAGCAUCAUUGAGGUCCGGACUCUCAGCGGAGAAAUGGAUGUUUGGUACAACCUCGAAAAACGCACUGACAAGUCAGCGGUCUCGGGGGCCAUCAGGCUGCAGAUAAGUGUGGAAAUUAAAGGGGAAGAGAAAGUGGCCCCUUAUCAUGUUCAGUACACCUGUCUGCACGAGAAUUUCUUCCACUAUGUGACGGAGAUUGAAGGGCAGGGUGUGGUGAAGUUGCCUGCGGCACGUGGAGAUGAUGCCUGGAAAGUCUAUUUUGAUGAGGUUUAUCAAGACAUCGUGGAUGAGUUUGCUAUGCGCUAUGGAAUAGAAUCCAUCUAUCAGGCCAUGACGCAUUUUGCAUGUCUGUCCUUUAAAUACAUGCUUUCUGGCCUCCCUGCUGUAAUGAGCACACUCCUGGCCAACAUCAAUGCAUUCUACGCUCAUCCCACCUCAGUCACCAACGUAUCCGCCUGCGAUCGCUUCACUGCUUCCAACUUUGGGAAAGAUCGCUUCGUUAGACUGCUGGAUCAGCUCCAUAACUCUCUCCGCAUUGACUUGUCAACAUACAGAAAUAAUUUCCCAGCCAGCAGUAAACCCCGUCUAGCAGAUCUCAAAUCCACAGUGGAUUUAUUGACUAGCAUUGCAUUCUUCAGACUAAAGGUUUUGGAACUGCAGUCUCCUCCUCGUGCAGCCCAUGUGGUUCGGGACUGUGUGAAGGCAUGUCUUAACUCUACCUAUGAGUACAUUUUUAACAACUGCCAAGAGCUCUACAGCAGACAGUUCCAGCCGGCUGUGGAGCCUAAACCAAAAGAAAAGAAAGAGGGAGAAGAUGGCGAAGAAGAGGAAGACGAGAAGGAUGGGAAAGAGGAUGGAAAUGUUGCUGUGGAGGAACCUGGACCAAGCAUACAGAAUUUGGACUUCUGGCCCAAACUCAUCACCCUGAUAGUGUCCAUCAUAGAGGAGGAUAAGAAUGCCUACAACCCCGUUAUCAAUCAGUUUCCUCAGGAGCUGAAUGUGGGAAUGGUCAGUGCGGAAGUCAUGUGGACACUCUUCGCACAGGACAUGAAGUAUGCUUUGGAAGUUCUUAAACAUAUCGUCCUCAAACAUUGGAAAAAUGCACCCGCCUCAUUCCAUAUUCGCAGACUUGAUUUUUAUGCUGAGCAUGAGAAGCUCCGGCUGUGUAAAAGUGCCGACUACAUGAAUCUGCAUUUCAAAGUCAAAUGGCUCUACAACGAAUAUGUCCAUGACCUGCCCGCCUUCUCCAACACCGUCCCCGAGUACCCAUCGUGGUUUCUGCCAUUUGUUCUCCAAUGGCUGACUGAGAAUGAGGAAGUGUCGAUGGAGUUUAUGCAUGGAGCCCUUGAGAGGGAUAAAAGAGAGGGGUUCCAGCAGACGUCUGAGCACGCUCUGUUCUCCUGCUCAGUCGUGGACAUCUUCACUCAGCUCAACCAAAGCUUUGAGAUCAUCAAGAAACUAGACUGUCCUGAUCCUGCAGUGGUCGCCCAGUACAACCGACGCUUUGCCAAGACUAUCACCAAAGUGCUCCUGCAGUAUUGUGCUAUUCUAACCAAGAGCUUCUCCACCUACUGUGAGAAAGAAAAGACGCCCUGUGUGCUGAUGAAUAAUGUUCAGCAGAUGCGGGUGAUGUUGGAGAAGAUGUUCGAGUCUAUGGGAGCCAAACAGUAUACUGCUGAGGAACACAGGCUGGAGGAUGAGGAGGAGCCUGAGGACGAUGAGGAGGAGGCCAUCACCGAUGAUGAAGGGAAUGAGUCCGAUGAAUCAGAUGCUAAGUCUGGCAUUUCAGAUUCAGAAGGAUCAGAGAUUGACAACAAAGAGAAGGAGAAUAAGCUUGGCAGGCAGAAGUCCGUUGCUAAGAAAGAAAAGGGGGAAAAGAAGGACAAAGAGAAGGAGGAUGAGAACACGACCACAGAGGUGGGUGAUGGAGCCAAGCCCAAAGAUGAGGGAAAACAGAAAGAGGCAACAGUUGACACAAAAAAGCUCGACACCGAGGCUGCUGAUAUCCUCAAUGACCUGCAGGGAAAGCUUAAUUCUGUUCUGGAUAAUCUGAGUGGCAUGUUUGUCAAGAGUUUCCUGGGCCGUAUAAACGUGUGUCUGCGUCAGAUGGCAGAGAUCCUUUACCAGAUUAAAGGGCCUCUGAAUCAGAAUACUCGUAACACGGCAGAAGCCGAUGCCGACAGCGCACUGCGGCCGCUGAUGGAGUUCCUCGACACAAACCUCAGCAUCUUUGCAGACAUAUGUGACAAGACUGUGUUGAAGCGGGUGCUGAAGGACCUCUGGAGGAACGUGCUGAUCUGUAUGGAGAAAACCAUUGUGUUGCCUCAGAGCAGCGACAGUAUAGGAGCUCAGCUGCUUACUGCUGCUAAGGAGCUGUCUAAACUAAAGGGAGGAGCGGAGCCAAAGAGCCUGUCACCAAGGCAGUGUCUGAUCAUGGAGGUGGCGCUGGACUCAGUCAAGAUGUUCUUUCAUGCUGGUGGGAACGGUUUAAAGAAAGUCUAUCUGGAGAAGAGCCCCGAGCUGUCGUCACUGCGCUACGCUCUCUCUCUCUAUACACAGACCACAGAUGCUCUUAUCAAGACAUUUGUGACAACACAACAUGCUCAAGUGCAAAACGGUAUGGGCAUCAGGAUCACCCCCAAGGAGAACGUCCGACCUGACAGAGGUUCUGGAGUUGAGCGGCCGAUAGGAGAGGGAGUGAUUCAGCUGGAUUUGUCGCCCCCAGCUGGAAACACAGAGCAGAAACUCAGCGUCAGAGUGAUUGCGGUAAAUGACAUGAAAUGGCAGACCUCAGGGAUGUUUCGUCCAUUUGUGGAGGUUAACCUGGUCGGCCCAAUGCUCGCAGAGAAGAAACGGAAAUUCACAACUAAAUCAAAAAACAAUAGCUGGAGUGCAAAGUACAAUGAGGCCUUUCAAUUUGUGUUGGGUAAAGGCGUGAGUCUGGACUGCUAUGAGAUUCAAAUAACUGUGAAGGAUUACUGUUUCGGCCGUGCAGACCGGGUUGUCGGGAUUGCUGUCUUGCAGCUGCGUGACAUAGCAGACCGUAAAAGCUGCGUGUGCUGGUGUCCACUGGGCCCACGCAUUAACAUAGAUGAAACUGGGACCACCGCGCUACGAAUCCUCUCUCAACGCUCAGCAGAUGAGGUUGCCAAAGAGUUUGUCAAACUAAAAUCUGAGACCAGACCUGUUGAAGAGGGCAGGUGAACGCCAGAAGACAUCUUUUAUUGAUCAAUAUUAUAAGUGUGGACUCAUAGAAACAGAAGAGAUGUUGAUAAUGCGAGACAAAAGGAAGAGACUUCUUGACUGUAUCUUACAAGCAAACAUGCGUUCAUGAACUGAACACACAAGGACCCACACUGUUGCUGAAAGCGUGUUUGUUUAUUCAAAGCCUUAAGAGUCACGUAACCACUUGACUCUUCAUGAUGGACAACUGCUCAUUGGGAUGAGUGUUUGCACUGAGAACAGCGUUCCCACGUUCAUGGAAAAAUCUGGAAAUAUCAGGGAAUUUCAAUUAAGCCAUGGAAAGGUCAUGGAAAUUAACAAAACCUCUAGAGGUGAAUGAUAAGUUGUUCAAAGAUUGCAAUCUCAGUUCCAACGACAAUAUAAUCUGGGUGUUGACAACUUUGUUCAACUAUUAUUUGGCAAGCAAGCUAAUCGAUUACGUUUUACAAAAAUGAUUUAAUUCAGGCACAUUCACACCAAGAAUGAUAACAAUAAUGGUAACAACAAAGAAAGAGAUAUGGUUCUAAAAAACCACAGCUAUGAUAAUUAAAUCACCAGAAUCACUUUCAGAAUUUGUUUUCAGCUUUUGAACAAUAAUAGCAUUGACAGCCAAUCAGAAUCCAUCCGGAUUUAAAAGGCACUAGUAUUUAACGUGAAGCAGAAGAUAAAAGCGAAAUGUGCUUGUAAUGAACAGAACAAUGUUGUGCUGUAAUGUAGAAGCUACUAUAAUACAGUUUUAUAGCAGCAGUAAACAAAGUCUGUGAGGUUUACAAACCAGGACUCGGCAUGUCGAAAGUGCAAAAUCAGAGAGUCAAAGAAGACAAUACAGAUGUUACGCUUGUCUCACACCACAAGUGCAGGCAGAGUGUGAGCAGUGCGUGUGCAGCAUGUAUAGAGAGAGCAGAAACAGCACGCAGGCAUUUGACUUUCACAACGGCAGCGUCAGCAGCGUGCAUCGCAUUGGCAUUUGUUGCUUUGAUCAAUCUGUCUCUGUUUAUUCCUUCUACUUAUCUAUCUAUCUAUCUAUCUAUCUAUCUAUCUAUCUAUCUAUCUAUCUAUCUAUCUAUCUAUCUAUCUAUC
This is a messenger RNA of Danio rerio (zebrafish), 22734 nucleotides long. The record is from RefSeq and is a predicted model, not a curated record. Lineage: Eukaryota; Metazoa; Chordata; Actinopteri; Cypriniformes; Danionidae.